Messenger RNA from Myotis daubentonii (Daubenton's bat), 5435 nucleotides. It is a transcript of the gene FBXO7, whose product is annotated as F-box protein 7. Gene Ontology annotation, molecular function: protein kinase binding. The record is from RefSeq and is a predicted model, not a curated record. Lineage: Eukaryota; Metazoa; Chordata; Mammalia; Chiroptera; Vespertilionidae. Gene Ontology annotation, biological process: positive regulation of autophagy of mitochondrion.
GCGGGGUGGGCUGCAGGGGGCGCCCUCCAGAGAGGGGCCGAGCGUCCCGUCGCAGAGUCCGGCAAGCUGCGCGGUGUCUCCCCGUGACCCCUCAGCACCCCUCCCCCCAGCUCCGGUAGUCGCCGCUCCGGGGCCGCCGCCGCUGGAGGCAGAAGCCGUCAGGCCGCGCCGUCGUCACCGUCUCCGCCUCUGGGUCCAGGCCCCCGGGCCCUGCCGCCGCCAUGAAGCUGCGGGUGCGGCUUCAGAAGCGGACCUGGCCCCUGGAGAUGCCGAUAGAGGAGCCGACGCUGGGGCAGCUGCGUGCGCACCUGAGCCAGGCCCUGCUGCCCACCUGGGGGUACAGUUCUGAUACCCGGUUUGCAAUUACAUUGAACAACAAGGAUGCCCUCACUGGAGAUGAAGAGACCUUGACUUCAUAUGGGAUUGUUUCUGGGGACUUGAUAUGUUUGAUUCUUGAAGAUGCCAUUCCAGCACCUAACUUACCUUCAUCCACAGAUUCAGAGCAUUCCUCACUCCAGAAUAAUGACCAACCUUCUUUGGCCACCCCCUCCAGUCAGUCCAGCAUACAGGAUGAACGGCGGACUGAUUCAUUCCAAGGAGAGGCAGCCCAGUCCGAUGUCUGGAAUGAUGGCAGUAUGCCAGGGCCUAGUCAAAAUGUUGAAGCUGAGUCAAUUGAAGAUAUUGUGGAUAUGGAUGAAGACACAGGUUUCUACCCCUCAGAACCAAUGCUCUGCAGUGAAUCAGAGGAAGGGCAAGUGCCCCAUUCAUUAGAGACCCUGUAUCAGUCAGCUGACUGUUCUAGUCCCAGUGAUGCCUUGAUAGUAUGCAUUCAUCUUCUCAUGUUGGAGUCGGGUUACAUACCUCAGGGGACUGAAACCAAAGCUAUUUCCAUGCCAGAGAACUGGAAAUCAGGAGGAGUGUAUAAGCUGCAGUACACACAUCCUCUCUGUGAGGGCGGCUUUGCUGCUCUCACCUGUGUGCCUUUGGGAAACCUAGUCGUCAUAAAUGCUACACUAAAAAUCAACAGUGAGAUUAGAAGUGUGAAAAGAUUGCAGCUGCUGCCAGAAUCUUUUAUUUGCAAAGAGGAACUAGGGGAAAAUGUAGCCAACAUCUACAAAGAUCUUCAGAAACUCUCUCGCCUCUUCAAAGACCAGCUGGUGUAUCCUCUUCUGGCUUUUACCCGACAAGCACUGAACCUCCCAGAUGUAUUUGGGUUGGUAGUCCUUCCAUUGGAGCUGAAACUACGGAUCUUCCGACUUCUGGACGUUCGUUCUGUCCUGUCUUUGUCUGCAGUUUGUCGUGACCUCUUUAUCGCGUCAAAUGACCAACUUCUGUGGAGGUGUUUAUAUCUGCGGGACUUUCGAGAUGGUACUGUUAGAGUUCGAGACACAGAUUGGAAAGAAUUGUACAAGAAGAAGCACAAACAAAGAAAAGAAGCUCAGAGAAUUCGGCAUAUGAUGUUCCUGCCGCCGUCGUCACCCCACCCCAACCCAUUCUACCCCAAUCCCUUCCACCCCAGACCUUUCCCUCCCAGCUCGCUCCUUCCUCCAGGAAUUAUUGGUGGUGAAUUUGAUGAAAGACUAACACUUCCCUAUGUUGGGAACCCAAUCAAUUCACUCAUCCCUGGGCCGGGGGCGGCACCCGGCCAGUUCCCUCCACUCAGACCACGUUUUGAUCCAAUUGGCCCACUUCCAGGACCUAACCCCAUCCUGCCAGGGCGCGGUGGCCCCAAUGACAGAUUUCCCUUCAGACCCAACAGGGGUCGGCCAACUGAUAGCCGGCUACCAUUCAUGUGAUUGACUUGUAACCCCACUCUGGAGCUUGUUUGGUUUUGUUUCUUAAAACUACAGCUGUCAUCUUGUCGGGUUGUUGACCUCUAGUGUUUUCCGAUUGUGGUGGUGAGGAAUGUACUCACACAAGCCUUUCAGUAGAUGUAUUUAAAGCUCCAGGGGUGGUGAGGCCCAAAGGUUACUUCAUGACAAGGUUGGCCUUGGGAAUAGUUGGCUGCUGACUUCCCUCUAGAAUGAAGGUUGUUCACCGAUAAUGUUCUGUACCAGAUUUUUAAAAAUUAAGUAUAAAUUACAUGGCCGUCUCGACUUUUAUUACAGAAAGAUAUGUAAUAAAUAUUCAGAACAGCUUUACAACAUUACUUGGACAUUUAAAAAUGAUCAGAGAACCUAUUCAGUGUCAUCAAAUUGUUGCAAGGGAUUUUAAACAUUUUCAUGGCCCCUUUUUCCAAAUGAAAUCAUUUGCAGAAGCUGAUUUAUAAAAUGACUAAAGCAGAGCUAGUUUGGUUGAACUGAACUUUGGACACCCACCAGCUCAGUCCACCUCCUCCCUGGCCCUGCAGCUCUUCCUCAGAGUGUGGGGUGAACUUCUGGGCCCUGCAGCAGCACUGCUGGCGGCCAUUGGGUUAUAGGGACUCGGAGUGUGGGGUGAACUUCUGGGCCCUGCAGCAACACUGCUGGCGGCCAUUGGGUUAUAGGGACUCUUGUUUUGUUUGGGGCUUCUUCUGGAGUGGAAUUAUGAUUUUUUUCCCUUGUGUUUUGACACUUGGUGCCUAAUUUGUAAUCUAACUAGAUGACCUCUUUUAACAACAAAGUGUUACUGCUUUGAAUGCUGGUCAGGUACUUGUUUUUCAAAGAUAGACUCUUAUUUGAAGAACAUUUAUUUUUUUUUUAAGAGUUAAAAUACACAAAAUUCAAGGUUUAUUUUUCCUACAAGAAAAAGGUCAAACAGAAAUGUUUUAUCAUACAAACAACUGUGAAACAUGCUAUAGUGACAAAAUCUGAAUCACAACACAGGAACUAAACAUUAUUAGUAUCUGCAGAAAGUAUACUGGAAUAUUGCCACUGUCUUCGUGAUUUUAAAAAUCUGUUUUGCAUAUAAGGAAAUGGUUUGAAAUGUUAUGUGCUGCAAGAAUAUUUUGAGUCCUACAUACAUGUGAAAAUAUUUUUAUUUUUAUGUUUUGCUACACAUAAUAGUGUUGUUUUUUCAUCACAGUGAAGAAAAUUCAGUCACUAAUGCAAUUAUCCAGAGCCAUGUCACCGUUAAUAGCUUAAUGUGUAGGCAAAGGAUUGGGGCUGUUGACAUUUCCAUGGUACUGGGCAAUGGUAGCUCUAGGACAGCUUUUUAAAAAUAAGUGUCCACUGGACGCCAUAUGGCUUUAAUUGGAUCUGGGCUGAAAGAGUCACCUUGAAGCGUUGAUGGGUCCAAAUAUACCCUAGUUCUCCUCUCUGCCCUUGUGAUGUUAGGUUGCACGUGGUGUGUAUGUGUGUAGCUGGCGUGGGAGGACACAGUGAAGCACCAGAUACUAUAAAACAAUGAGUUUUUCAAAUCCAGAGUUUUUGAAUGUUCCUUGAGAGGUCUGUGCCGGUGCUGAUGUCCCAGAGAGAUGGCGCUGCUUUCCAGCCUCACCUCGGCCUCACCGGCCCGAGUUACAGCCCCUCUCAGUUUAGGUAUGGGCAAUGUGCCAUAUGCCUAAAUUUGCAGUCCUCUCACAAUAGUUUAUUCUUAAAACAACUCCCAAAGCUUUUCCUCUUGAAUAGCUAAAUUUAUAGUUAGAAGCUUGUAAAAUCUAUGUUCUUUUCAUUAGCCUGGGCUGUUGAGCUUUAUAUAUUGCUGGUGUGUAAUGAGAAGGAAAUCAUGGUUUGGCGGUAGCCCAGUCCCUGAUUUUCUGACAUCACUUUGAUAUAUUGUAAUGGAAACAAGACAGUUGAGAGUACUGCGGUUACACAUUUUAGUACGAUGCUGUUCUAUAUCAUUGGCUUGUAGUCUGAACGACUUUCUGUGACCCUCUUUAGUUAUUUUUAACAGGAGCUUGCUCCCCUCCUACCCCUUUCUUUGUUCCAGAUGAAAGAUAAGGUUUGGCAUGACUGGAAAUCAAUCAUGGAAUGUAUCCUCUCUUUCCAGCUUAAGAUUUUAUAAUUCCUUAAGGAAGACAGUUGAGUUCUGCCCUCUUACUCUUGCCUCUAAUUCCUGAGAUCACCGCUUAGUCGAAUAUCUAUCUCUAAUUCUUAUUCUGACGGAGCUGGACACGUUUCCCUUUGCUCUCUAUACACAGGGCCCAGUGUCAAGGUUUGCCUCCCUCCUGCCCGGGGCAGUAGCUCCUUGAGGAGGCGCCGGCAGGUCCCACUUCUCUGCUGGGCCGUAAGCAUGGUUCAUGCUCCUUCACAGUCUCCAGCUGACUAGAUGUGGAGUGGAUACGAUUAUUGGGAAGUACUAGGUAAGUCACCUGAAAUCAAGAUUUAAUCUCAGUGUCUCCUGGGAUCCCCCAAUAGGUCCUGGCACUUAAAUUUCUGCUAUUCCAUAGCGAAAUAUUGAGAGGCAAGACAAUGUUAACUUUCUUCUCUAGACUCAGUGAAAGACCAUGAAGAGUAGAUACAUAAAAUAUGAGAGUUUGGAAAUUGAAAUUAAAAAUGGGAGGACCGAUCAGAAUAAAAUUGAAGGGUAUUUAAAAUUCUAAAGGAAAACAUUGUAGGAGGAGUGUUAGUUGUAGAUUGGUUUUCCCUUAAGGAAUGCCUCACUGUUUCUAGCCAUGUCCCUUUCUUGGCCUGCUGCUUGAGAGCCCUGGGCACAGGACUAGUGUCGAGGUGUCAUCAGUUUGGCUGCGUGUUUGCCUGGAAACAGGGAGCUUCUGUGCCCUGUGUGCAUUGUGUUGGAUUAAUGAACUGAUUUGAUUGCUUUUUGUCUAACCUUCCAUUUUGUCACUGACCAAACCCACAAGUGCCGCCUUCUCUGAGAACCUAAAUAUUGGUGAAACCCUGAAUUUAAUCAGUGGCUGCUUAGGAGUCAAAGAUAGCUUUGACACUUGCUAGGUUAGUAACCAGCCAGCCUGCGCUCCAGGAUAAAACAUUUGGAACAUGUGGAAGUGCUCCUAGGCCAUGGCCUAGUCCUCCAAUAGAAAUCCUGGCGUUAUCUGUAAUGCUGAGCUAACUCUAAAACAGAACGAGCUACCACCUGCUUUGGGAGCUCCGCUGCUCCAGUGCAGGGAGGGGCAGGGCUACAGUGGGCUCUGCUAUGGAAAGCUCUGCCCUGCUGUGGGCCUCUGUGCAGGGUGUGGUCAGGAUGGGAGUCCAGGUCCUGGGUCUUCUCUGUGCAAACUCUGGUGUUGUCCUGGUCUGCUCGCCCCAGCCUCUUCUGACUGAUGCUGACAAUGGCACCUCAUCUCCCCCACCCCCACCCCCAGGAACUCACCUCUUUGGGCUGUGCUCACCAGGGGGUGGUCUUGUGACCCCUGAGCCUGCUUGCUCCCAUUCCUUUUCAGACUCAGUUUAGAGUCUGCAACCUCUUCCUGAGGGUAAAAAACUGCUACAGAUUUUCUUUAGCUUAUCUCAGUUUACUAAUCCCUAUGCUGGUUUGAUUCUGUUCCUGGGCAAAUGACUUCCUCACAUUGAUACACUUAAAAAUAAAACAGACUUUUUCUUCAGUCUUAA